AGUCGUAUAUUGACUAUUUGAGUUUUUGAACAGUUGGGAAUUGUUUGUAUUCUAUUAGCUUUUGCUAUGGAUUUGAAACUUUUUUUAAGUUUGUUUCCAGAAUCUGAUGAUUGCGUAAUGGAUUUGCACACAGCUGCUAGCGUUGGUAAUGAUGAGCGUAUUAGGGAUAUAAUCGAAAAUACAGAUAAUAAGUCUCUUAUAAAUCAAAAAAAUAAAGAAGUGUGGACUCCACUUAUGUAUGCUGCUUCCUGUGCCAAUUUGAAAGUGAUUUUGUUGCUUCUAGAAGAAGGAGCAUCAACUGAUGUGCAGAACAUUCAAGGCCAGACUGCACUUAUCCUUGCUUCAAAGUGUGGAAGUACUGAUGCUGUCAGUUUAUUAAUAAAUGGUGGAGCUUCAGUUAAUGAUAAGGAUAAUAGUGGUCGGUCUUCUCUCUUUCAUGCUGCUGCAUUUGGACAUAGAAGUGUUGUUCAACUUCUAAUUGAGAAAGGAGCUAUUGCUGAUAUGGUUGAUGACGAAGGACUGACACCGUUAAUGCUGUCAUCUGCUGCUGGUCACAGAAUGAUUGUUGAAGAUUUAUUACAACAUGGUGUGAAUCCAGCCAUUCAGUCAAAAUAUGGAGAAACUGCGAGAUCUUUAGCCAUUAAAAAUGGACAUUCUGAUAUUAAAAAAAUAAUUGAUACUCAUUUAUGUCCAAGACAAAUGUGUGUAAUAAAGCCUGAGCCUCCAUCAGUUUCAGAUUUACGUACUUUCUUAAAUGAAAUUCAGCUCUCAAAAUAUUAUCAUGUUUUUGAAAUGCAUGACAUUGAUUUGGAUACGUUCUUGACAUUGACAGAGGAAGAUUUGAUGGAAAUUGGUAUACACCUUUUAGGUCCACGCAGAAAAAUGAGCUUAGCCAUAGCUGAGUGGUAUGAAAAUCAAUUGGUGAGUGGAAAAACUCAAGGAAAUUCAUAUAUUAAAAAGUUAGUUACAGAAAACCAGCAUUUAAAUCAUGAAGUUCGUAAAUUGAAGUCACUUUUAAGUCAAGAAUCGAACCUUAGAAUAGCAGCUGAGCAAAAUCUAAAUCAAAGGCUCCAUGUGCUAAAGAAUUUCACAGAUAAUGUUCAGCAAAAUAUCGGUUACUCUGUUCUUCUUCAAGAAAAACUGAAACAAACUCAUGCCAGCUUCAAAAAGCUCCUAUGUACAAGCCAGGAAAUGGCUUCCAACAGCCACAGAUCAAAGUUUAAAAAUGAGGCAAUUUUCCUCUUAAUUAACGACAUGGAAAAAUUAAUUGAUGCUCAUCACCAGACUGUGCUUUCCUUGAAACGACAUUUGGAAAUUAUAUAGUGCAUACUUGCAUUUAAUAUGUUAGAAAUUCAUGUUAAGCCUUCAAACAGAUAAAAUGAGACUUGAGGUGAAAGUGAAUUUUGUGAUCAGAUGCUAUAUACUCAAGUGAAUUUUGCAGUUACUUUUAGAAUCAUUUAAAAGCAAAUAAAAACACUGCAUUUAGUGUUUAUAAACUUGUGCAAUAUAUGUCUGUGAAUUCUAGUUUUAGAUAUGCAUAAUACAUUUUUAAAUAUAUAGAUUUAUACCAAAGUUUUAAGAACUGAAGUUUGAAGGAAAAAAAUAUCAUAUCAUUGGGAAAUGAAUCUCAUUAGUCAAAUUUGAAACUUUAAUUUUUCCAAUGGUAGCAUAUAACUUUGUGAAUGUGUGCAGUCUAAUUUCAUGAAUUAGCUUUAUUUGUAAACCAAAGAUGUGUAUCCAAAUGCAUGUGUGUAUUGUUUUUAGAAUUGUGAUUGAUGUAUGUGCUGUAGAAAAUAUUUUAUACCAAAUCAAGUUUUGAAUAUAAUACAUUUUUAUUUUCUUUUCUGUUACAUUUAUAUUUUAAUAAAUUAUUAAAAAAAAAAAAAAAAGA
This is a messenger RNA of Stegodyphus dumicola, 1891 nucleotides long. RefSeq lists its product as uncharacterized. Gene Ontology annotation, cellular component: nucleus. Lineage: Eukaryota; Metazoa; Arthropoda; Arachnida; Araneae; Eresidae. Gene Ontology annotation, molecular function: protein binding. Gene Ontology annotation, biological process: regulation of apoptotic process. The record is from RefSeq and is a predicted model, not a curated record.